AGCGCGCAGCCACGUCUAGCUUAGAUCGCGCCGCUCUGUCUCUUUAGUCCCGCCGCCGUGGCAUUCUUUACACUACUCUUUCCUGCUUCCUGCCGGCGAAUGCGCAACCAAGAACAUCGACUCAUGCCGUGUGUGGUGUGUGAGAUAGGAGGUGCUAGCGCUGGACAGCUCGUCGCGGCCCGUCGAGCACUCAGGUGCCUCAGGGGUGUCUCCGGCGGCUGGGGGCAAAGUGCCGUGGAUGUUGCUGUGUUGCUCUCGCUGUCCCGCUUCGAGCUCCCCCUCACCGCUACCUCCAACCCCUCUCGCCCCAUGAGCCUGUGUAUGCUCGGCCUGCCCGGCUGCGCCGUCGCUCCAGCCUACGCCGCACCGCCCGCCAUCUGGUACCCGCAGCAGGCCGCCGCCAUUCCCGCCAGCAUGGGCGGCAGCUCGUGCAUGGAGCUCCUCACGUUCCUCAGCUUCGUGCUGGGCCUCGUGAUGCUGCUGAGACCAGAUCUCAUUCCAAAGCUUCCUGCGCCGCCCGCACCCGCACCCUCGCCGCCGCCCGCCGCAGCCUCGCCUCCAGCACCGAAGCCCGCGCCUCCAAAGCCCGAGGACGAGGCAAAGAAGCUGGAAGAUAGCGUCAAGAAGGUGCUCGACGCCGCUGAGAAGGCGAAGGCCGAGAAGGCCAAGAAAGACGCUGAAGAGAAGGCGAAGAAGGACGCAGAGGAGAAGGCAAAGAAAGAGGCGGAGGAGAAGAAGAAGAAGGAGGAAGGGGCCAAGAAAGGCGAGGAGAAGAAAGGUGGCGACGAGAAGAAGGGCGGCGGAGAGAAGAAGGAAGAGAAGAAGGAUGCAGCGCCGGCGAAAGGUGAGCCAACCUGCGCUCGAUGUGCUCAGCUUGCACUGACACGGCGACGCUCGCAGCACCCGAGAAGAAGCCGUGCGGCUUCUUUGCGGACCAGCGCGUGUGGGUCACGCAGAACGGCGGGCAUUGGUGAGACUGGUCCAGGCUCGAUGGCAUUGCAAGUCGAUUGAUGAGCAUUGCCCGCAUAGGUGGGGCGUGCUCGUGAGCCAGAAGAAGGAGGGCGAGUGGUACGGCGUCAAGGUGAGGGCGCAGCGGUCGCAGGCCGGCGCGAAUGCUGACCGCGUACGCAGAUCGUGGACGCCGGUCGGACCAAGUGGGGCGGGCCGGACUUGGCGACGGUGCCGUUCAACGCCAAGACGGCCGAGUGAGUCGACCGACGAGUGUUGCAUGACUGCCGUGCUGAUGUGUGAC
Molecule: messenger RNA, 1252 nt
Organism: Tilletiopsis washingtonensis
Lineage: Eukaryota; Fungi; Basidiomycota; Exobasidiomycetes; Entylomatales
Exons: 5
Coding region: 100-1011 (303 amino acids)
Source: RefSeq, a predicted model, not a curated record